This is a messenger RNA of Rotaria sordida, 1281 nucleotides long. NCBI's taxonomy places the organism in Eukaryota, Metazoa, Rotifera, Eurotatoria, Philodinida, Philodinidae. The record is from the annotation of a GenBank genome assembly.
AUGGAUAUGAAUGAAUAUGUACCAAAAUCUUCUGAACAACCCAGCGUGCAAGACGGCUUAUUGAAAAAGAAGAAAAAAACGUGUCAUGGUAAUCGAAAAUUACAACAUUUUAGACGCAAAUGUCGAGCAAAAGGAAUGACUGAUCAAGCAAUUGAAAUGUUAAUAUUGCUUAAAAAAGAAAAUAUAUCAAUGCAUCAAAAUACUCAACAAACAUAUGAAGAACAAAUGGAUGGAUAUUUUAUAGUAAAUACGAAUCGUACAAAUGAAUAUCAAUAUAGUGAUGAGAAUUUAGAACUUAAUUCAAUCGAUGAAUCAUUUAUAUUAUUACAACCUAAAGCAAAAGAAGAAUGGUCUUCAUUACCGGCUACAACGUAUCCAAAAAGACGCAAAUGUUACAAUUUAUCUAAUGAUCAUUGGAAACAAGUGUUAAAACUUAUACCAAAUUAUAAAAAAUUAUCUCCUAAUCAAUUCAAAGAUGUGCUAACUGGAUUGAUUCCUCAUUCUUCUCAUCAUCAUAUCAAAGGAUGGUUAACAGAUUUUACAAUGUUACAAUUUCUACAACAACAUGCUGAAUUAAUGUGUACUGUUUUACAAUUAAAAAUCGAACAAGAUUAUUGGAAUAAUAUAGCCAAUUUGAUAACCAUACCUGUAGUAGUUUGGUUAUCAGAAGCUGGUAAAGAUAUUACGAAACAAAAUUCUAUCAAUUGGGAUCAUACGAAAACAAAAAUAAAUAUUCAACAUCGACAAAAAAUCAUUGAAAAUAAAUUACAACAAACAGAAUAUAAUUUAAACAUUCAUUUACAACAACCAUGUCCAUUCGAUUGUGAAAUAUACAAUAAGACUUCUAUGGAUCAUUUCUUGAACAUCAUCUCUAAUGUUCUUGUUACUCUUGUCGAAAAUAGUCUGUAUUAUUUGCAUACCAACUUUGAACAGAAGAAAAUCUUAUUAAACUUUGAUAUCACUGAUGCAAAUCUUGUCAAAUCAUUCUAUGAUUUAAAUCCAACAGUGGAACAGAUUGUUAUCGUUCGAAAAAUUUGGCGAGAUCAACUCGAACUUUGCAAAAAAGUAAUUCGUCAAAAAAAGAAGAAUCGUUCAAGCUCGAUAUAUCAACAAAUUGCAUGGAAGAAUGGUGCUGCUCUUGAACAAGAUCCAUUACUUUUAAACGGUUUAUUCAGUGCAUCAAUGUAUCAAAUUAUUCAAGAUCGUUUGAAAAAUAUGAAAAAACGUACUAAACAAUUAUUAGGAUUCGUUCAUACUAUCGAUGACAAUAUUUUCUUCUAA